This is a messenger RNA of Engraulis encrasicolus (European anchovy), 5028 nucleotides long. RefSeq names its product zinc finger protein rotund. The record is from RefSeq and is a predicted model, not a curated record. NCBI's taxonomy places the organism in Eukaryota, Metazoa, Chordata, Actinopteri, Clupeiformes, Engraulidae. The transcript has 5 exons. Bases 198 to 3878 code for a protein of 1226 amino acids.
CUUAUCGAGCUCUGUUCAUUAAACUAUUUCCAAUAAAGAGAGACGUCAGGACUUUAUGUGGAUGCGUGUUUAUUUCACGGGCGAACUAUACAGACUGGUAGGACCCUAGAUACUCAUUCGCCCAGGGCCUGCUGUGAGUGUUAGCCGGCGCAUCUCAACUCAGUUGGGUGUCUGGCCGUCUAGCGGUCCCGUAUAAGAUGUCAAAGCUGCAGAUGCUGCACGCGUACCUCACGGAGCGCCUGGCCGAGGUGGUUCGAGAAAUCCUGGACGUGGUGGAGGACACGGUGCACGAGCACCUCACGGAGGAGACAGCGCGCGCGCGGCGCGAGAAUGACAGCCUGCGGAGACAGCUGCGAGAUGCCCUGGAGAUAGCCAAGGCUGACUGCUACGGUGCUACGGAGAUCUCUGCUCUCAGGCUUGUGCAAUGGACGCCUACAGAGCCUCAGGACCCCAGAACAAGCCCCGCCCCCCAAGCCGAGGACCCUAUAGAGGAGGAGUCGGCGAACCAUGGCAAACCAACCACAACAAACACACACAGCGCAGCCAAUAGCACAACACACACACUCAACACCACAGAUGCGCUUGACACAGCGCACACCUCCCCUAAUAGAGGGGCGGGACUAAAAGCGGAGGUGAAGGAGGAGCCAGCGAAGUGGGCGGAGUCUUGCGGCUCCCCAGCUGGUCUCCAUGGCAACAGCGUGACCUUUGACCCCGAGCCGGCCAUCAAGGCGGAGCCUGAGGAGGCCGACAUCACCGUAACCAUAACAACGGACAUGCUGGCCAUGCCGACGCUUCCUAGCGACAGGGCUACGGCGUCGCCACAUGCGCACACUUCGCCAGACGCACACCACGCCACGCCACACACACUGGUCACACAACACACGCACACUACGUCGCUUGCACAUGGUACGCAGCACAUCACACCACACACGCACGUCGCGCAACACACACGGGCCACACUCUCCACACAGCAGCAGCAUACACAGAUGUUCCCAACGUCCCAUUCACAACAUCCUACCCAACACACACACCCGGCGCAAAGCACACUCCCUGCACAGCACGCACACUCAGCGAGCCGACGGACGACAAACCAAGUGCAGAACCCACAGCACUCACACACAGCACAAAACACACACGCUCCACCACAGAAUUCACGCAUGGCGCAAAACGCACACGCAACACAGCACGCAAGCAACACACAAAAGAACACACACCCACUGAACAGGCACACGUCUCAGAACACACACACACGCACAGCAGCACAGCACGCGCACACAGCACAGUACACUCACACUACAGCGCACGUCGUGCCCGAGAGAGGCAGGCGGCAGGGCGGAGGAGUGUGUGUAGUGCCGGGGGGGCGCGUGUGUGCGUCAGGGCAGCGCGGGGUUGCGUCGGAGCGCGUGUGCGUGUCGGGGCUACAGUGUGGUGUGUGUGGCGAGCAGUUUGGACGGCGAGAAGCGCUCAUGCAACACCAGUGCAGCGGAGCACACGCACUCACACACACGCGCCCAGGGCACGCGCUGUCACACACACGGCCGACGCAGACACCCGCUCAAUCGCACGCACGCACGGCGCUCGCACAAACACACACACGUGCGCCACCCGCACAAACGCACGCGCGCACGCGCCCGCUCCAAACACCGCACGCGCAGACGCACGCCCGCGCUCCACAGGUGAACACCCAAACGCACGCUCUCUCGCACACUCACACACACCGGCGUCCGUUUGGUUGCAGCUGUUGCGGUCGGCGCUUCACGCAGUCGGCGGACCUGCGCAGGCACAUGCGCACGCACACCGGGGAGAGGCCCCACCAGUGCCACGUCUGCCACAAGCGCUUCUCACAGAUAGGCAACCUGCGGAGGCACCAGAGGACGCACGUGCGCAAGCCCAACGAGGGAGGAGACGAACACAAGUUGGCUGUAACUAAUUGUAAACAUCACAAGAUAUCAAUCUACAUAACUGAACAGCUACAAAUCCACUCCCCGUCGCUGCUCGCGAUGAGCGGACAACAGCUGAUGACGGCUGCGUGCCUCGGCCAGCGGCUCGUGGCGGCCGUGGAUGAUGUGAUGGAGCUCGUGAGAGCGACGGUGGUCCAGUACGAGGAGGAGAGCGCGCAGAUCCGCCGGGAGAACGAGCUGUUACGGAGCAAACUCGGGGAAGUCGUCAGCCUCGGAAUAGCCACGGAGGUGGUCGACGGUGUAGCUGAGUGGGCCGACUGGAUGCCGGAUCUGGACCAGAGUUCAGCCGGCAUAGAACCGGACCAGGACCAGGACCAGGACCAGCUGAACUCCGAGCAGCAGCAGCAGAACCACUUGACCGUGAGCCACUCCUCCUCCUCCCGCUCAUCCUCAUUGGACCUGAAGAGGGAGACCACGCCCCUCGACACGCCCACAGAGCAUGUGGCCAUGAAGGCAGAGUGGAGCGACCGCCACACCCCCGACCCAUCUGGCCCAUCGCAGCAGAGCUCCGGCGGCGGCGGCGACGAUGUCACAGGAAGCGAUGGUGUCAUCGGGGAGCUGCUGCUGACUCGGACAAUCAAAGAGGAGCCCGAGGAUGACGGUCCGCCCCUUGCAGGGGAGCCUUGUCUCCUGAUCGCCAUGGACACUGAGGCCACGCCUACCCAGUCCGAAGCUGACACCCCGCCCACACCACUCGCUGGGCUGGAGGCGGUUGCUAUAGAAACUAACCCCUUUGACUCAAACUCUGCCUAUUUGCAGGCUCCAACGCAACUACGACACACAAACGCAAACACAAACACAGCCCCAUCCCACCCCGCUGCAACACGGCACACACACACCACUAACGCACACCCUCACAACCACCCUCUACCUACGCUACACCCCCACUCCCGGCCUUCAGCCCCCAACACCCAUCUGGGCGCCAGCGUCAGACCCCCCCACUCCUCCACCAUUCGACCGCCCAACAUUUCUAUCCGACCCCUCCACGCCGCUGUUAGACCGCCACUUAACCACCUGAGCGCCAGGCACCCGCACCCCCACACCAACACAUUGCCUCGCGCCCCCCACCCUUCUGUCAGACUUCCUCACCCCUCCACCCGGCCCCCUCCCCACGCCGCUGUCAGACCCCCUCCCCAUCACAGCUCCUCUCAGCUCUGCGGCACCAGGGCUGCUCCUUCGACCCACAAUGCAAUGGGCCAGUCGCCGGCUGUGCUCAGAGUCCCCGCCCCCUCCCUGCAUCCUCACGGCAACGGCGCUGGGUUAGGGGCUGGUGGGUCGGUGUCGGUGUCGAUGUCUGGUGUUGGGUCAGUGGCGUCGGCAGUUCCUCGCGGGCGGGCCAGGGGGCGCUGUGGAGUUGCAGGAGGAGGGGGAGGAGGGGGAGGGGCGUUUACCUGCCCUCAGUGUGGAAAACAGUUCGUGCAUCGCUCCCGUCUCAAGGUUCAUCUCCUCAUCCACACCGGCGAGCGUCCGUACGGUUGCCAGCGAUGCGGCAAACGCUUCAACAACGACGGCACGUUGAAGAACCACCAGCGAGUCCACACGCAGCUCCGGCUCUACAGCUGCCAACUGUGCCCCAUGCGCUUCAAGGACGCCUACACCUGCCGCAAGCACCAGGCCACGCACGCGCGCCACCGCGCACACACUCACAUGAACGCUCACGCACGCCUGGCUCAGGGCCCACACACACACGCACACGCGCAGGGCGAGACUGUUAACGCGCAUGCACACACGCACACCAACAGCCUCGGCGCGCACACUGCCAGAGCGCAGGCGCAGAUGAACACACACUCCGCACAUACGCGGCAAGAACAGAGCGGCGCACACGCAGCACUAGCGACGCACACACACAGGCCGCUAGCACAGACACACUCGCUCGCACACCCUCAGAACGCAGCGCUGUGGCUGGAACAGAAGUAGCUGGCGGCCAAGAGGUCAGAGAAGGACUCUUGAGAACGCCUUGAGGUCAAAGUGCACACAGAGGUCAAAGGUCGACUAGCGUGAGCGAUCCUCCUGUGUUGGAAGUCAUGGCCCUGCGGUCACAGGCUAGCGUUACUGGCAGGCCUGGACCUCCUCAGACAGAGGUCAUAGGUGACAGCGUCCAAGGUUGUCUAGGGGUCAUCUAGAGGUCAUCUAGGGGUCAAGUGCAGUCAGGGCAGGCGUGGCCUAGUGGUUAGAGAUGGUCUUAGAGAUGGAGUUGGUCUUUCAAUCUAGGGGUUGCCGGUUCGAAUCCCCCCUGACCUCUCCCUACAUCUCCAUCCAUGGCUGAAGUGCCCCUGAGCAAGGCACCUAACCCCACAUGGCUCCAGGGAUUGUAACCAAUACCCUGAAAAAGACUAGUUGUAAGUCGCUUUGAAUAAAUUAAAGCGUCAGCUAAGUGCAAUGUAAUGUAAUGUAGAAAGUGGUUGUUAGCGUAGCAGCCAGGGCUGUGUCUGCUCAUAAGAGGCUGCAGAGGAGACAUUUCUGAAAACAGAACUUGUAUGGAGGAACCACAGAACAGAGGACUCAUCUGUAGAGAAGAAGGACCUUUGGGGAAGCCAAAGAUGGUUUACACCCCAUGCAUAAGCGAACCACGGAUAGCUGCAGCACAACAGCACAUAUAGAUACAGGAACCACAUAUAAGGGAACCAACCUUCGAAGACCAAAUGCUAACAUGCUGCCCUCUUAGUUAAGCUGUUAGCAGACCAGAUGGAACAGCAGAACUACUGUGCCACUUCCUGCUCCAGCUACAAUCAGAACCGAAGUGCUUACAGAUGAAAGACCCACAUUCAUACCUUCACAUGAAAUAUGACAUAUUUUGUAAAUUAAUCUUAUGUUUAGUAAAAGAAAACCCGCACUCCCGGAUGAGGUUCUUGCAGUUUUAAUACUGGGUUAGCAUGGCAGACAGACAGACGUUUCGGCCUAAGCCUUCUUCAGCGUCUUUUGUGCGGCUUUUUUUUACUAAACCUGAACUUUGCUGUUUGCUCGCACCCGAAGACUUUGUAACAAACAUUUGGGAGUUGAGCUCACUUUUUCUAAAAAUAGUAAAUGAAUCUUAGAAAUUACGUUUGGAAUACAAUUAAGUUAUAUU